AUGCUUAUCACGCCGGCGAAUCCAUGCGGUGGCAUAGCCGGGAUAUUCGUUAGCGGGCAGAGAGCUCGAAUAACCGAAAUAACGGGAUAUUCGUUAGCCACAAACUCAAAUGAACGAAACAUUCUUCUCACAGUCCCUACGGCGGUGGCGGCAACGGUGAGAGCGAGGAAGCCGUUCCGGUGCGGUGCUCGGAGAAGAGUGAGAGACGACGUACGUGAAGAUGAAGAUGAGUCCUACGGCUACAACGAGGAGAUAGCGAUGCUAGAGAUUUACAGCCAGUCGUGUAGAGAAGAAGCGCUUAUCGUGACGGCCAUCGUCGACGAUGAAGAAGAAGUCGAAGUCCUCAUCUUCAGAGGAGUUUCGUCGUGUCUGAGCGGAGAGACGGCCGUGGAUCCGGCGAGGAGUGUGUUGCCGGAGAGAGCAGUGAUCAAACAGAUAGAUAGAGUGAGAGGUCCUUUUGAUCCUUCACAGAUUCAUUACAUACAAAAGGGACUCUCUUUCCAAGCCUUCAAGGAGACCAUCAUCACCACAAGCUACUGA
Messenger RNA from Microthlaspi erraticum, 540 nucleotides. The record is from the annotation of a GenBank genome assembly. Lineage: Eukaryota; Viridiplantae; Streptophyta; Magnoliopsida; Brassicales; Brassicaceae.